CUCUGAGUCUAGAGAUAGAGGAAGCUUUCGGGGCCCACGUGGAGGAGACGCACUUCAUCUGGGAUCGCGAGAUAACACGGUAGUGAAGUGAGACCAUCGUUUGAUUCUGCUACUAUAGGCUUCCUAAAGAACGAGGAAGGGUUUGUCUCGAGGCAACUAUAUAGCGAAGGAUUUAUAUCCAGUUACGGAAAAUAAAAAAAACACACACAAUGGUUGAUGCAACAGAAAAAGUUUCAAAUGGCACAUCUCCCAGAGGCCGAGGAGGCCGAGGAGGAUUCAGAGGGAGAGGUGGCAUGAGAGGAGGCAGAGGAGGUUUUGGAGGUGGAAGAACUUUCGGCCAAAAGCCCAGACCUCAAGAAUUUGACAAAACUGCUCUUUUUGUAGAGUUUCAAAAUAAGCCUAGUAUAGAAGAUAUCAAACACUUCCUGCAAGCUGUGAAAGGUGCAAAUACAGUAAAACUUGGAAAAUUUCUACAAAUGCAUUUCAAGACAGAAAAAGAAGCUGAGGAAGCAACAGUAAAGAUUAAGGAUAUUGAUGGAAAAAUCUUAGUUAAUAAGGCCUUUGCACAGCAAGACAGAUCACCCAAGAGAACCCUCCCAGAGGCUGAAGCAAAACCAAAUAAGAAGGCAAAGAAGGAACCAGUAAAGGAAGAAGAAGAACAAGAGGAGGAGGAGGAAGAGGAUGAAGAUGAAGAGGAGGAGGAGGGUGAGGAGGAAGAGGAGGGGGAUGAUGACGAUGAUGACGACGACGAUGAUGAUGAAGAGGAUGAUGACGACGACGACGAGUAAAGGGAUAUAACAAAAGAGUAUGAGAAAGUUGUUGGCUAUAAGAGGUUCAUUUAUUCUUAACAGAAUAUAAAAAAUAAAAAAAUACACAUUUAAUUAAUGUGCUACUAU
Messenger RNA from Penaeus vannamei (Pacific white shrimp), 896 nucleotides. NCBI's taxonomy places the organism in Eukaryota, Metazoa, Arthropoda, Malacostraca, Decapoda, Penaeidae. The record is from RefSeq and is a predicted model, not a curated record.